CCGGGAGAUUUAAAUCGGGAUUGUUCAAGGUAGAUUUGGACGUUGACUUGUGACGAUGUUUCAAAGACCGUUUACGAUAAAGAGUGACACGAGCAUCCGGAAUUCGGACAAGAAGAAGCUGUUGGCUCGUUUACCUCCCAUUGGCGGUAUCACCAAUAAAACGAUGGCUUCUUUAAUGCAUGUGAAAUGCUGCAAAGGAGAAGAUGUGAAUAUUUACACAUUCGAGAGGGAACCUUUGUUGUUUACUGUAAUGGGAGGCGAAGCACUUUAUCCUACAGUUUACCUGACAUGGAAAAUACCUGAAGCGUUCCCUGUACUUGUUGUCAGUGAGUUUGUAUAUCAAAAGCUGUUGCAUGGAGCUGAUUUAUUCCUUCAAGGUGUAAUUGGUCCAUUACGGCAAACUUUGGAGUUUGGUAGUCAUGCAGCAGUAGCUAUAUCUGUCUUAUCGUCGUCAAACCAGCUUCGAGGUCCUGUAGCUGUAGGGUAUUCAUUGAUGUCAUCGAUGGAAAUGAUUGCGAAUGGUAUGCAAGGGCCAGGUGUUCGUUUAUUGCACUUUUACGGCGACUUGCUUUGGGAUGUGGGAACUCAUGCAAAACCAUUGGAGAUUCCAGCGGAAAAGAUGGGUUUAGGCGAUGCAUCAUCCGGAAGUUAUGAAACUGAAUUUCCAACUUUGAGUUCCCUAAUUUUGGAUGAAAAUACCAGCGAAGUGCAUGACGAAGCAAUCAGCGGCUCAUCAUUUGAUGCCGCCUUGGAUGAUAGGCAAAAAAACGAUGAAUUGACUAUACCUCCGGAAGAUAAAGCUGAAGAAGAACUCAAGUCCGACCCAGUGGAAACUUUGCUUGAACGUUGUUUUUUGGCUGCACUGAAGUAUCGUGUAACUGAAAAAGGACAGCUGCCAUUGGAUAUUGGAGAAUUUUACUCACGCUUCCUGCUUCCAUGUAUACCAUCAGGUCGACGGAUUGAUAUGAAGAAAACAGUGUAUAAGAAAUUCAGCGUUUUCCUGGAACAUAUUAACAAAAGAGGAAGUGAACCUAUUGUAAAACUCACAGUAAAUAAAAGUAAAGGAUCGGGAAUGAUUGAAAAGAUAAAUUGGAUGCAUCCACUUCUGAAGAAUUUUGAAACAACUGAUGAAGAAAUUGACAACAUAAAUAAUGAAAAGGGGCUGGUUAAAGUGGACGACUAUCUUGCAGUUACCGAACCAGUUUCGGCAAUUUUCCGAGAUCACUGUGGAAAAGGUGGUUUGAUGGACAAGACACAAGUAAGGCAGAUAAUCACUGCAUACGUUAAAAAAAUGAAUCCGACCAUGGAAGGAAAACUAAUCUUAAUCAGUGACACUGUAUUGGUAUCACUAUUGGGAUCUCGUGAGUCAGUGGACUGGAAUACACUAUUUCAAAAAAUUAUAUCGAAAAUGACGAAAACCUACGUAAUUACCUGGGCUGAUGGACGGCAACUGAUGCGGAAGUCAACACUGCCAAAAAUUACAUUUAAGAUUGAAAAUCGCGCUGGUAAUAAGAAAGUGACGUUGGUGAAUAAUCUAAGUAUUUAUGGAAUCGAUCCUAAAAAAUUUUGUCGUGAAAUACAAACUGGUGUGGCGACAAGUGCUGUUAUUAUGAAUAAUGCUGCAGAAUGCGAGGGCUUUCAAAUUUUAGUGCAGGGAAACCAGAUCCUCUUCAUCAGCAAUCUUCUUACCAAAUACGGUGUUGAGAAGAAGCAUAUGAGAGGUCUUGAACUCAUUCCAAAGCAGCGAUAGUCACACCCGUUCCAAAGAAGUGAUGUGUUCUUCGUACUUAUUCUGUUUAUAUUUUAUCUGGGAAUCUUUAAACAUGUCCAAAAGUGCUUUGAUCAUUGGUAUUCAUAUUUUUAGCAAUGCUUUUCCUACCGUACAAAUCCUUUGUAACUGUGGUCGAAA
Molecule: messenger RNA, 1909 nt
Organism: Loa loa (African eye worm)
Lineage: Eukaryota; Metazoa; Nematoda; Chromadorea; Rhabditida; Onchocercidae
Product: ligatin
Exons: 11
Coding region: 56-1750 (564 amino acids)
Biological process (GO): translational initiation; formation of translation preinitiation complex
Molecular function (GO): translation initiation factor activity; RNA binding
Source: RefSeq, a predicted model, not a curated record